Molecule: messenger RNA, 4685 nt
Organism: Pectinophora gossypiella (pink bollworm)
Lineage: Eukaryota; Metazoa; Arthropoda; Insecta; Lepidoptera; Gelechiidae
Gene: ssh
Product: protein phosphatase Slingshot
Exons: 8
Coding region: 963-4082 (1039 amino acids)
Biological process (GO): negative regulation of actin filament polymerization; actin cytoskeleton organization; protein dephosphorylation
Cellular component (GO): cytoplasm
Molecular function (GO): protein tyrosine/serine/threonine phosphatase activity; actin binding
Source: RefSeq, a predicted model, not a curated record
UGAUUACUUGUAGUUGUUAUUGACUUGUGACUUUGUGACUUGGCUUCGGCCUUAAUUUUGAAAACAAACUAAGACUUGGCUUCGGCCUUAAUUUGGAAAACAAUAUAAGACAUGGUUUCGGCCUUAAUUUUGAAAACAAACUAAGACUUGGCUUCGGCCUUAAUUUUGAAGACAAACUAAGACUUGGCUUCGGCCUUAAUUUUGAAAACAAUAUAAGACUUGGCUUCGGCCUUAAUUUGAAAACAAUAUAAGACUUGGCUUCGGCCUUAAUUUUGAAAACAAUAAAAGACUUGGCUUCGGCCUUAAUUUGAAAACAAUAUAAGACUUGGCUUCGGCCUGAAUUUUGAAAACAAACUAAGACUUGGCUUCGGCCUUAAUUUUGUAAACAAUAUAAGACUUGGCUUCGGCCUUAAUUUGAAAAUAAUAUAAGACUUGGCUUCGGCCUUAAUUUUUAAAACAAACUAAGACAUGGCUUCGGCCUUAGUUCUGAAAUCAAACUAAGAAUUGGCUUCGGCCUUAAUUUUGUAAAAAUACGCCAGACUUGGUUUAGGCCUUCUAUGAAUUUUAUAACUAAAAAUAUAUAAAUAAAUAUAACACAUGACUUGGCUGUAUGGGCUAUGAUCCCUUUGCCUGUCCUACGGACAAAAUAACCAAAAAAAAAAAAAAAUUGACUUGCUGUCGCUGAUACGGAAUAAUUAUAAAAUUGAGCAAGCAAAGUUGCGCUAUUUUAGUCGUAAUGUUACGACUACGACUGUUAUGAUUAUUCUUCAGUGAUAUACGUUAUUAGGUUUUAAUUUGCAUUUAGUGAUUCAUCACAUUAGUAAUAAUUAUGUUGAUAAGUCAAUAUUUCACUUUAUGUUUGUGAUUGUGCAUUGCUUUGAUAAUGAUUCCUUAGGGCUAAUGUGGUAUGGCACUGGUUACGAUUCGACGUUCUCCGAGUGUGCAAACACCAAGGAAAACGGAUGAGACAGAAAAAUCAAGCGACAUCAUUGAAGAUGAUGUUGAAAACCGCAUCAGCAGGAGGUAGCCUCAAUGAGUGUUAUUUCGCGAACAAGGGUGCGGCUCUGGUGCUGGGCGGCGGCUGUUCGGAGCAGCGGCGGUCGCCGGCGCGCGCGCACCCGCAGCCGGACAUACAACACCACCUCCAGUCCAUGUUCUACCUGCUGCGCCCAGAGGAAACGCUCAAAAUGGCGGUGAAACUGGAGAGCGCUCACGCGGGCCGCACGCGGUACCUGGUGGUGGUGUGUCGCGGGGACGAGGCGGCGUUGCUCGGCAUCGACUGCAACCAGCACACCACCGUCGGCCUCGUGCUGCGUGUGCUCGCCGACACCGCCAUCAAGCUCGACGGGGACGGAGGGUUCAGUGUGUGUGUGUGCAAUCAACAACACAUAUUCAAGCCGGUGUCUGUGCAAGCCAUGUGGUCGGCACUGCAGACGUUGCACCGGGCGAGUGGGCGGGCGCGGGAGUUGAACCACUUCGCGGGCGGGCCCUCCCACGCGUGGUGCGCCUUCUACGAGAGCCACGUGGACUCGGACCGCUCCUGCCUCAACGAGUGGCACGCCAUGGACUGCAUAGAGUCCCGACGACCACCCUCGCCAGAUUCGCUGCGAGUCAAGCCGCGCGAGCGAGACGAGACGGAGCGAGUGAUCCGGUGCAAGUUGAAGGAGGUGAUGAUGAGUGUGGACCUCGACGAGGUCACUAGUAAAGCCAUCCGCGGCCGGCUGGAAGAGGACCUGGACAUGGACCUCGCCGAGUACAAGUCCUUCAUUGACCUCGAGAUGCUGACCAUCCUCGGACAGAUGGACGCGCCCACCGAGAUAUUCGACCACGUGUACCUUGGCUCCGAGUGGAACGCUAGUAAUCUAGAAGAGUUGCAACGCAAUGGUGUCCGACACAUAUUGAAUGUGACGCGAGAAAUAGAUAAUUUUUUCCCCGGUAUGUUUGACUAUCUAAACAUAAGAGUAUAUGACGACGACAAGACUGACCUCCUAAAACAUUGGGAUAAUACUUUUAAGUACAUAAAUAAAGCCAGAAACGAGGGUUCAAAAGUACUCGUCCAUUGCAAAAUGGGAAUUAGCAGAUCGGCGUCUGUCGUUAUAGCGUACGCUAUGAAGGCGUUCAAUUGGAACUUCGAGAAAGCCUUGAAGCACGUCAAAAUGAAGAGGAAUUGCAUAAAGCCGAAUACCAACUUUAUCAGUCAACUAGAAACGUAUCAAGGUAUACUCGACGCUAUGAAGAAUAAGGAGAAGUUACAGAGAUCAAAGUCAGAAACAAAUUUGAAGUCGCCGAAGACGGUGUCGAAGGCCGAGAGUAAGGUGAUGGAGCCGACGCCCCUAGUGCUGGCGCUGACGGGGUCAUACUGCGGCCGGCCGCGCUCGUGGUCGCCCGACACCAAGCUGGCGUCGGAGCUGCUGCCGCCUACUUCCGUCUCUCUGGAGAACCUCGCCUCCGAGACCCGACACAUGCUCAUGCCGUGCGCCAACGGCAGCUACAGCGUCUCCCCCAAUCAAAUCAUCCGACUCAAAGAAGAAGGAGCCCCUUCUGUCAAACACAUUGUUAACGAAAUUGAAAAUGCGGCGUCUAACGACAGAAGGGAUUUCAGCAGAAGAUAUCAAAAGUUAAAUUUCGGUACACAAAGCGAUACGCACAGCAACCGAUCUUCCGAGACGCCGACCGGCUCGCAGCCGGACACGACGGGCAGACCCCCACAGGCGUCGCCCUCGAAAAAUUUAAGUCACAAAUGUCCGCACUCGAAUAUUGAGGCGGAUAAAAUUCACACCUGGGAUCCCGGGGAGACGCGCUGGUCGCGAAGUGAAGAGAUUCGAAACCUUAGCGAUAGUGACAAUAUAGUGAAAAGUGAUAGUGGUAUUAUAGACGUGAAAACUAAACCGAGUGAUGCUUUAUCUAGUUCCGUAGACCGCAUCGCAGACAGUGAUGAAAGGCGGACAGUCGACGACGACCCGCCGCCGCCACCCAGUCGGCAGAGCUCGUGGAGCUCGUUCGACAGCGCCGUCGUGCCCGACCUCUCGCGCCAUUCCUCCUGGGGGUCGUACGACACGCGCGUCUCGCGCACGCAGCCCGUCUUCCGAGACGACUCCAUCAAGCGCACCAAGGAGCGACCCGAAGACCGUCCCCCCCGAAAGGACGACGAGAAGAGCGACCCGGCCGCGACCCCCCAGCGCCCCGCCUCCGACCUCAGCAUCAUCAGCGAGCACACCGAGCCCGCGGGGAGGAGGCGCGCGACGAACCGCCCGCCGGUCGAUAUUUCGGAUAACGAACGGAAGUUCAACGAAACGUGUGCCAUAUUGAAGGAGCUCGCGACGGCGGCGGCGCGCAUGGAGCGCACGCGCGACCGCGGCGCGUCCACGUGGAGCGGGCGGCUGGCGGCGUCGGCGCCGGCCGACACGUGGCUGCGGGCCGGCCCGCGGGCCGCGCCGCGCCGCCGCCGCCGCGCCGCCGCCUCGCACGGCGACCUGCCGCGGGCCGCGCCGCCGCCGCCCGAGGGGCUCGUCAGCAACCUCAAGAAGGAGUUCGAGGCCCGCUCCGAGGCCGACGCGCCCCAGCGCUCCAAGUCUCGCAGCCGAGGGCCGCCCUCCGAGGGUCGCGACCGUCCCUCCUCGUCGCCUCCCGCCGCCGAAGAUCUAUCCGUGAAAGUGCUAGUCGACCGGUACGACCAGCCGGGGCGGGCGCGGUGCGAGUCGAGUUGCGAGCCGAGGGUGAAGGCCCCGCACGAGUCGAUGUCGAAGAAGUGCAAGCUGACGUCGGAGGGCGAGGCGUGCGCGGCGGGCUCGGAAGGCGCGGCGGGCGCGGGCCCCGCGGCCGGCCUGGCCCGUGCGGAGCCGCGGGCGGGCGCGGCGCUGCGCAACUCGUUCUGCGGCGCGCUGCGCGGGGAGCGGCCGCCCGUGGCGCCCACGGUCGUGUCCAUCGCGCCGCUCGACUAUCCCAAUAUGGUGGUAUCAACUGUGAUGUCGAAAGCUCAAAACAAAAAACAAUUGCAACACGGGAAGACCCAUCCGUUGACGAGGCUCAACUUGAAUCGGUCGAAUAAUAGAUGUUCAAAUCCUGUAUAUAAUACCAUGUAGUCCAUUGAUUAGACAUAUGAGUGUUCACGGGCAAAAGAUCGAAGAGUUUUGAAACUUGACCGGAAUGUGCGAGUGGAAUGGUUUAUUAUUAUUAUAAUAAACAACAAUAAUUAGGUAAAGCUACCUAGAAUUAGCUAAAAAAGAAAUUGGGCAGGCUGUUUGUAAAUGUGAACCACUAUAACUCAGAAUGUAUAGUCUAAUAAUAAAAUGGCAGUGAAACUUUAAUUUAAUAUCCUUUCUUAUUUUCAAGAAAAUUCCUUUUCUUUAAAGUAGCAAAAAAUCAUGUCUAAUUAUUUUAAACACAGUUCUUAGUGUUACUAGGGGCUACUGAGUUUAAGUUCCGUUCCUGUCAAUUUUCAAAACUCCGUGACCUUUUGCACUAUUAGAUCUCUAAUCAAUGGCCUAAUGUAGAAGUAUUUGUUUUUUAUUUAUUAUGAAUUCUUGCCAAACUCGAUAUUUUAUCUUUCUAGAGUUUUAUAUACUAUUUACAAAGUGAAAUCACAGUGUAUUUGUCUAUCACGUAAAUUGUAUUAAGCGGCUGUUUGUGCGUAGAGAAAUGUUAAAGAGAGAAUAAAUUCAAUACAACUGAUGUACAACUUUUGA